Molecule: messenger RNA, 1369 nt
Organism: Symsagittifera roscoffensis
Lineage: Eukaryota; Metazoa; Xenacoelomorpha; Acoela; Convolutidae
Exons: 2
Coding region: 163-984 (273 amino acids)
Cellular component (GO): kinesin complex
Molecular function (GO): protein binding
Source: RefSeq, a predicted model, not a curated record
GAGCGGCAUCCGAAUGUGGCCGCCUCUUACAACAACAUGGCCAACACACACGAUAAUAUGGGCAAUCACAAAGAGGCUCUCCGUCUGUACACGCUGAGUCUUGACAUCAGACUAGAGACGCUGGGGGAGCGGCAUCCGAAUGUGGCCGCCUCUUAAAACAACAUGGUUAGCACGCACUUAGCAAUGGGCAAUCACAAAGAGGCUCUCCGUCUGUGCACGCUGAGUCUUAACAUCAGACUAGAGACACUGGGGGAGCGGGAUCCGGAUGUGGCCGCCUCUUACAACAACAUGGCCACCACGCACUUAGUAAUGGGCAAUCACAAAGAGGCUCUCCGUCUGUACACGCUGAGUCUUAACAUCAGACUAGAGACACUGGGGGAGCGGCAUCCGGAUGUGGCCGCCUCUUACAACAACAUGGCCAACACACACGAUGAUAUGGGCAAUCACAAAGAGGCUCUCCGUCUGUACACGCUGAGUCUUGACAUCACGCUAGAGACGCUGGGGGAGCGGCAUCCGGUUGUGGCCACCUCUUACAACAACAUGGCCAACACGCACUUAGCAAUGGGCAAUCACAAAGAGGCUCUCCGUCUGUACACGCUGAGUCUUGACAUCACGCUAGAGACGCUGGGGGAGCGGCAUCCGGAUGUGGCCACCUCUUACCACAACAUGGGUUGUCUUUAUGAAACCACUGGCGAAUUGCAUUUAGCCCUGGAUUGUCUCACUAAAGCAAUGACCAUACGAACAGACACACUGCCCGACAAUCAUCCAGAUCUGAAAAGUACACGUGCUGAGAUGGAGACUGUCAAGAAUCGCUUGCAGACACAACAAACACAUGUGCUUCCAUCUUCUCCGACGGGAAAUGCUGGAAGUUCUUUUGCAGAGGAGACUGCUCAAUCGACCGUUGUUGGAGCUGUUGGACAUUCGGAUGAAUCUGUCUCGGCCACCAGAACACGGCAGUCUUCUAGUUUUUGCAGAAUUCUUUGACCAUUUCUCAACCAAUCGAGACACGCCUUCCCAUAACCCAUAUUGGGAAACAACAGCGGUCUCUUGCUGACAUUUUCAUGAUCUCGCAAAGCCUUAACUCAUUAUUGCCUAGCAAAUAACAUAUUCUCCUGCUCACUUGUAAAUUUGUUCUAUUUAGUACUUGUACAGUAUUUUGUAUAUAAAGAGUUGAAUUAGUUUCUGCUACAUUUGUCUUUUUGUCUGUUUUUGGGAGGAUCGAGCUCAUUCGGACGCUAGCGUCAACUAUUAUUGCUCAAAACGGUUAACUUCGAACAAUGGGUUCAGUUAAGAGCUAUCAUUAGAUAUUUGACUUCUUUAUAUAAUGUUUGACGCAAAAAGUGGUUGAAAUAAUGCAUAAAUGCAAUAC